Nelumbo nucifera (sacred lotus) is the source of this 2437-nucleotide messenger RNA. RefSeq names its product sodium:hydrogen antiporter 1 (gene NHD1). Gene Ontology annotation, biological process: transmembrane transport; sodium ion transport. Gene Ontology annotation, cellular component: membrane. Lineage: Eukaryota; Viridiplantae; Streptophyta; Magnoliopsida; Proteales; Nelumbonaceae. Gene Ontology annotation, molecular function: antiporter activity. The record is from RefSeq and is a predicted model, not a curated record.
AACCAGAAAAAUCGCUAUUCGACGAUGCCGGUUCACGGGAACUCAUAUUCUCUCUCUGCAUCCGGAUUUCGGAGUAACAGAGCGGAGGACCGGACCUUACUCUUUUUUUCCCAACGUAAAACGGAUUCAGUUGUCAAUAUUUCGAUUUCAAUUACGGUCGUCCCAACGAUAGCUGAGAGAAAUGGCAACCUUCUCCAUUGGAAACCAGCAGUACCACUUCUGUGGCCGAUAUCCAUCUAAUAGAAUAGCUUCUCCUUUUCCAUCUCCGCACACCGUCUUGCUUCAGAGACCCCUCUCAAGACUUUCGUUGCCGCGCUUCGUUUCGUCUCCCUGGAAUAUCAAAGAUCGGAAAUGGCGCGGCAAUGGUGUUCUUGCCCGAGCCGAAGAGAAAACCAAAGGUGUCUCCUCCUCUUCACCUGGGAAGGCCGAGGAGCAGUAUCAGGAGCUGAUGCCGAAUUCUAGGACGUGUGAUCCUUUAUGUUCAGUUGAUGAUUUUAGCUCACAAGAUUUUGAAGCCACUUACCAGCCAAAGACGGAUUUGCUGAAGGCUCUUGCAAUUAUUGCGUCAGCCGCAGCAGGAGCAGUUGCAAUUAAUCAUUCUUGGGUGGCUGCUAAUCAGGAUGUUGCUAUGGCGCUGGUAUUUGGAUUAGGAUAUGCAGGCAUAAUCUUUGAGGAAUCUCUAGCUUUCAACAAAAGUGGAGUUGGAUUGCUGAUGGCUGUUAGCUUAUGGGUUAUACGAAGCAUUGGAGCUCCUUCAACUGAGAUAGCUGUUACAGAGCUAACCCGUGCUUCUGCCGAAGUCAGUGAAAUAGUAUUUUUCUUGCUUGGUGCAAUGACCAUUGUAGAGAUAGUUGAUGCCCAUCAAGGAUUUAAACUGGUUACUGACAAUAUAACUACCCGGAAGCCGCGGACUCUCCUUUGGGUGGUUGGUUUUGUAACCUUUUUCCUUAGUUCAGUCCUUGACAAUCUGACAUCAACCAUUGUCAUGGUCUCCUUAUUGCGGAAACUAGUGCCUCCAUCAGAAUACAGGAAGUUUUUAGGUGCUGUUGUUGUAAUAGCGGCCAAUGCUGGUGGUGCAUGGACUCCAAUUGGUGAUGUUACUACCACUAUGCUUUGGAUACAUGGUCAGAUCUCCACAUUGCAAACAAUGAAGGACUUGAUUUUUCCUUCUGUCAUUUCUUUGGCUGUUCCACUGGCUCUUAUGUCACUUACCAGCGAAGUUGAUGGAAAGGGUCAGGACUCUCCCAAUGUUUUGGCAUCUGAACAGAUGGCUCCUCGAGGACAGCUUGUUUUCUCUGUAGGCAUUGGAGCUCUAGUGUUUGUUCCAGUGUUCAAGGCCAUCACUGGUCUGCCUCCUUACAUGGGAAUGCUGCUUGGACUAGGGGUUCUUUGGGUUUUAACAGAUGCUAUUCAUUAUGGUGAAUCUGAAAGGCAAAGGUUGAAAGUACCACAAGCUCUAUCCCGUAUUGAUACACAAGGGGCUCUUUUCUUCCUUGGAAUCCUUCUAUCUGUUAGCAGCUUGGAGGCUGCAGGAAUCCUGAGAGAACUGGCGAAUUACCUUGAUGCUCAUAUCCCUAAUAUUGAGCUGAUUGCAAGUGCAAUUGGAGCUGUGUCGGCUGUUAUAGACAAUGUUCCAUUGGUUGCAGCUGCAAUGGGAAUGUAUGAUCUGUCUUCCUUUCCCCAGGAUUCUGAAUUUUGGCAGCUGGUUGCAUAUUGUGCUGGAACAGGUGGAUCCAUGCUGGUUAUUGGCUCUGCAGCAGGUGUUGCUUUUAUGGGUAUGGAGAAGGUGGAUUUCUUUUGGUACUUGCGAAAGGUGAGUGGUUUUGCUUUCGCUGGUUAUACUGCCGGUAUUGUUGCCUAUUUAGCUGUUCACAAUCUCCAUAUCUCUCUACCCACUGCCCUAGCUGAGAUUCCAUUUCUCUCUGGUUCAUAGAUCAUAGUUUGCUUAACUUGCUGAGCUCUCCGAUUGUUGCUUCCCUGUUGCUCCUCGUACUGCUCAUAUAACUGCCAAUAAAUAUUCUUAAUAGUAAAAUAAGGACAAUCAGAUAUGUUGUUAUAUUGGCAGCUAUGGCAGGACUGUUUGCGAAGUAUGAGUUAUGGGCCAACAAAUUAUGCAUUACCUGAUUACUAAUGUACCUCGUAUAUGGUACAUGAUAGGAACCUUCAGUGCUGGCUUCAGACGGCAGUGUAUCUAGCUAGAGGUGGUUUUUUCACUGGAAUUCUUUACUGAAGAAAGGUAAUAUGUAGACAUGUCAACCACUUUAGGAUGAGAAGUUUGUAUUUAAUUCUGAGGGGGCACUUAUUAAUAUAUCAUGCCAAACUAGGAUUAGAAAUAAUUCCAGAAAUGAUUGUAAAGGGGAUACAACAUCCAGAUUGAAAAGUUUUUCUGUGAAACAUGACGUUGCUCUAGUAAACAAGAUUAUUGCUUUGUCCCCAA